Molecule: messenger RNA, 453 nt
Organism: Hylaeus anthracinus
Lineage: Eukaryota; Metazoa; Arthropoda; Insecta; Hymenoptera; Colletidae
Exons: 1
Coding region: 1-453 (150 amino acids)
Molecular function (GO): nucleic acid binding
Source: RefSeq, a predicted model, not a curated record
AUGCAGUGGAGAAAAAAUGAAAUAAUUACGUGGCUGCUGGGUAAGGCGGAAAAAGUGGAGCAACAUUUCGUGAAGGCGCAGUUAAUAGAGCUCUCUCAAAAGUAUAAGAGAAAUUAUGUUAUAGAUGAGUACGCCAAGCAACAUGGCCACAAUGUGCUCCGACUUCCUCCUUAUCGCUGUGAGCUGAACCCCAUCGAAUUAGCAUGGGUAAAUAUUAAAGAUUACGUGAGGGCACGGAACACCACGUAUAAAUUACGUGAUGUUCAGCGCCUAGUAUACGAAACAAUCGAAAAUGUAUCGCUGGAGAUGUGGCAAAAUUUUAUUCGCCAUGUAACAGAGGAGGAAAAUAGAUUCCGCCAGUUGGACCACAUCACCGACUCGAUGUUCGAUGAAAGGGCCGAACGGGUGAAGCGGUCGGAUUCUGAAUCGGACUCCGACUACGACUCCGAUUAG